Mercenaria mercenaria is the source of this 2748-nucleotide messenger RNA. RefSeq names its product protein unc-119 homolog B-like. Gene Ontology annotation, molecular function: lipid binding. The coding region runs from base 142 to 810 and encodes 222 amino acids. The record is from RefSeq and is a predicted model, not a curated record. Gene Ontology annotation, biological process: lipoprotein transport; nervous system development; cilium assembly. NCBI's taxonomy places the organism in Eukaryota, Metazoa, Mollusca, Bivalvia, Venerida, Veneridae. Gene Ontology annotation, cellular component: cilium. The transcript has 5 exons.
CAUAAUUCUCGUUGCCAGCGCCGCCAUUGUGAAGCGGAAGACGCAGAAUUAUUUAGAGAACAAAAGAACAAAGCCACAUUUCUUACUCACCUUGUUGGUCAUUAAAUCUCUCAUUCUAAUUAUAUAUUCGUUGUCUAAACCAUGAGUGUCGCAAGUGCGGAGAGAAAAACAAAAAAGAAGGGCGGAGGCCUGUCUGGCUUGCUUAGAAAAGAACAAAAAGAUCCCGUCACGGAAGAAGAACUAUUGAAAAAAGAUGUCAUAUGUCCAGAUGACAUAUUAAGACUGAACAGAAUCACAGAAGAUUAUCUGUGUCCACCAGAAGCUAACAUAUAUGGUAUAGAUUUCACACGGUUUAAGUUACGAGAUAUGGAUAGUCAGACAGUGCUGUUUGAGGUUGCUAAGCCACCACCUUCAGACAAUGGUGAGCCAGAGUAUGACCAAGAGGACAUGGAUCCAAAUGCAGGAAGAUUUGUACGCUACCAGUUCACACCUCAGUUCCUUAAGCUGAAAACUGUUGGCGCCACGGUAGAGUUUGUUGUGGGAGAACAGCCAGUGACCAAGUUCAGGAUGAUAGAGAAACAUUACUUCAAGGAUCGUAUGUUGAAGUGCUUUGAUUUUGAGUUUGGGUUCUGUAUACCACACAGUCGCAAUACAGUAGAACAUAUAUACGAGUUCCCACAACUCGAUCAAGAUGAAAUACGAGAAAUGAUCGAUUGUCCGUACGAGACUAGGUCAGAUAGUUACUAUUUUGUGGAGGAUAAACUCAUCAUGCAUAAUAAAGCAGAUUAUGCUUACAAUGGAGGUACCUGAGACUACAGCAUGUGUCCGUUCGUCUGUGUGUGUGAGUGAAACGAACAAACUUCAUCAUAGAAUAUAGGACAAGUUUGUAUAGGAAUGAAUGUGAAUAUACACUGUAUACCGAUGUUGAUGAUACAAAGAUUGGAUCUCCAUGGAAACCAUCAGCGUAUAUUCCUACUGGUUGCACAGGAAAUGGUCCGAUAUUAGAUGGAGAAUUAACACCAGCUAAUUGAUUAGCUGUAAAGCUGAUUUUUUAUACCUGCAUGUUAAUUUUUGUUUAUACCAUAACAUUAAAACAGAUAAAACAGUGCUGUAACUGUCUGAAGAUGUGUACAUUUAAGAAUUAUUUGAAACAGACUCACUGAAGAUCUGACAUGUGUAUUCAUCUAACUUUACGAAAAUUAUUCAGUGAAAAAAAAGUUUUAAUACUCUGAUGGGUUGGUUCUCCAUUAUAUUUAGCAAUAGCAUUGUCACUGGUUGAUGGUGAUGAAGAAAACUUACAAAAGAAUUCUCAAACUUACAUGCAAAAUUGACUUUUAUUGUAUGAACUAUAAAUAAUGAAUUUUGAUUGGCCAGAGUGAGGUUGGUUGUACACAAAAAACUGACUUAUGUUGACCAGUUAUUUCUAUAUACUGCAAAACAGAGAAAAUUUAUUAUGGAACAGGCAUGUAUAAACACUGCAUUUUAUUAUACACUUAAGUUUAUAUCGAGCCUUUGAGAUAUAUAUAUCUAUAUAUAUUCAUGGUUUCUUUUGUAAGUUAAUAUAUAACAAUAUAUAUAAAUAUAUACAAAUGGCAAAAUCAGGUAAAAACAGUUGAUACAAAACAAAAACAAACUGGCAUUACAAAAAAACUGUGCAGAAAAUUAUAAUUUUGCAUGACAUAUUGUUACUAAAAACGUUAAUCAAAAUGGUCACUGUGACUGGACCAGUUUUUUUCAGUUUUGAAAAACUGCUUAAAGUUGUGUGCAGUCACGUAAGUUGCAGGUCAAACUGGUCAGUGAGAAAUCCUUAUUUAUUCUUUGUAUUAUGUAAUAUGAUACUAUUAUGAUGUUUUCAGCAGUGUAGUAUACUGUGGUGUGCACCUCGGUCAGUAAUUUUUCUGAUGUAGUUCAUGUCGUACUGCACUGCGGAAUAUUCCAUAAUUGACUAAUAUUUCGCAUAUAUUUUAGGCGCUCAGUUGUUUUAGGCUGGAAACAUGUUGUAGCACCUUUCAUUACAAAUUAAGGUCUUUCUGAAACAUUUUACAGCUUGUCAUAGGUUCUAUUAGGGAAAUUUUACUGGUUUUUUUUUCCUUCAUAGGAAAAUAUGUUUUGCAUUUUAGUUUUAAAUGUGUGACUGAUGUAUGAAUUUUUUAUGCAUAAUGUGCAAUGUGUAGAAAUCAAUCGUGUGAAACUACACAAGUUUGACAUUAAUGUCCUGAAAUUGUUGUUAGCUUCAUAUAUUGUACAUGUACUAUACUUUUUUAUAUUAUAAAGUUUUAUUGAUGUUGAUAAUGUUAUUUAAAGAUCAUUUUGACUGUGCAUACAUAACGGUGUAUGCAUUAUGAUACAUAUGUGUAAUGUAUUUCAAUAUGCUGUGCCUAGAAAUGUUUGUACAAAUUUUAAUUCAACUUCGGAAGCAAACUGUCGAAAGAUUGUAUCAAAACAUAAAAGAAACAUGCAUCUAUAAAGCUGUACAUACAUAAAAGAGCAGGACUCUCCUUUGAAGUUGCUGUAUAAACAUUGGUAAAGGUUUUAGUAUAUAUACAUAUCAGUUAACUGUCUUAACAUUUUCUUUUUUUUUUUUGCUAAAAAAAUCUCAGAUUAAAUAAGACGGGCAAUUUCCUCUGUAAAAGGGUUAUGUAUGCGACAGAAUUGUAAAAUGUCGAAACUGAAUUUGUUUUUGUUUGAAAAUUUGUAGGAAUAUUUUUAGGUAGCGUAUAUAUUAAUAAUUUUAUAGAAAUAAUUUUA